CAGGUGUCUGCAACUGUCAAAAAAGUGACGCAUUUAUCUGAAUGACAAUGUAAUGAUAUUUAAAUAAACAAAUACUAUUAGAAUGAGGUGAAAUGUAAAUGCCUAAACGCAAUACAAAACACCAUCGCAAAAAUGUUACCUUACCAAAUUGUGAUUUUCAUGCUGGCAUUUUAUGGGGUUCGUGCAUUGCCCGAUGAGGGUAAAUGGGACUACAAUUUAACAAUGGAGGGAAAUCACAUGAUUGUGUCGAAAAGUCUAUACAACGCUUCUCAAAUUUUUGUCAAAGUUAAUUGCGAAAGUACACAAGAUACACCUAUAAACAUAACAAUCGGGUGGAUAGUAAUUCAGUCGCCUUGCUGGGAUUAUUCCGACGCUAUUACGUUAGGAAGGGAUUUGUUAGAAUCGUCCGAUAAAACCAUAAACGACACUACAUAUCAUCGUGCAAGGGAUCGCACUUAUACAUGCGACGAUCAUAUUAUUCUGGACGAGGCGAAGUUACAGAAGAAUCAGCAGUCCUUAGAGAAGGCGCAUCCGAUCUAUAUCGUACCGAAGGAUGGCAUUUACGUACUAAUAUUUCGCGUCACGGGCAGCAGUCCGUCGUUUAAUUUGGGCGUUCACGUGGAGAUGAAGAACGAUUACGGUUAUCUAUCGGCGGCGGAUUGGCCUUUGCUUCCGUUCUACGGUGUAAUGUGCAUUUUAUACGUAAUAUUCGGCUUGAUAUGGUUGAUCGUUUCGUUUAUGCAAUGGCGCGAUUUAUUACGGGUACAGUUUUGGAUUGGUGGCGUCAUUCUGCUUGGGAUGUUGGAGAAGGCGACAUUCUACGCGGAGUUUCAAAGUAUUAAUAAUAGCGGCGUCCGUGUUCAAGGGGCGAUGAUCUUCGCCGAGUGGGUCUCGUGCGCGAAGCGUACCUUGGCGAGAAUGCUAGUGAUUAUCGUUAGUUUAGGAUUCGGGAUUGUAAAACCGAGAUUGGGCGCCGCUUUGCAUCGCGUUAUCGGCGUCGGGCUUUUAUAUUUUCUACUGGCGGCCUGCGAAGCGUACUUGAGAAUAACGAAACCGAAGAAUAAUCAAACGAAAGAUUUGUUGGUGGCUUCCGUUCCUUUAGCAGUUUUAGAUUCCGCAAUCUGCUGGUGGAUUUUUAAUGCCCUCGUUAAUACGACGAGGACUUUGAGACUGAGGCGAAACGAAGUUAAGCUAUCGCUUUAUAGACAUUUUACAAAUGCGUUAAUAUUUUGUGUCGUGGCUUCUGUUAUUUUUAUGCUUUACGCAAUUAAAGUGCAUCGCGUCGUAACUUGCUUAUUAGUCUGGAAAGAUUUGUGGUUAGAAGAAGCCUAUUGGCACAUUUUGUUUUCGGCCGUUUUACUUGUAAUAAUGAUACUUUGGCGUCCGACAAACAAUAAUCAAAGGUACGCUUUCGUGCCAUUAUUGGAAACGGGCGAUGAUGAAGAAGAGGAACAGUUGGUUAAUGACGCUUACGGCGUUAAAAUACGAAUAAACCAUCAGCGUCCUAACUCGCCCAAAACCCACAGUAUUGAAGACGACAUCAAGUGGUUAGAGGAGAAUAUAACCAGUGACCCCACCUUACCCGUUCUUGAUUCGGAUGAGGAAGUUGUUAAUACCAGAUUUGAGGUGUCAAAAAUGCAAUAGUUGCAAUGGUAUAUCAAGUUUAAGUGUGAUCGUGAUUUACUUAAUAUCCUUCAGAUUUUGUUAAAAAAAAGACAUUUUAAUUAGUACCUAUCGCUUCAUUUUGUAAAAAUUCAAAAUAGUUUUCUCUUAUGUAAAAAUAAAUAAUAAAAUUACAUUUACCGUA
Messenger RNA from Photinus pyralis (common eastern firefly), 1807 nucleotides. RefSeq names its product transmembrane protein 87A-like. NCBI's taxonomy places the organism in Eukaryota, Metazoa, Arthropoda, Insecta, Coleoptera, Lampyridae. The record is from RefSeq and is a predicted model, not a curated record. Gene Ontology annotation, biological process: retrograde transport, endosome to Golgi. The coding region runs from base 133 to 1644 and encodes 503 amino acids. Gene Ontology annotation, cellular component: membrane; Golgi apparatus. The transcript has 4 exons.